AUGACCACCCUCUCUCCCGAAAACAGCCUCUCUGCCAGGCUGUCGGCCUCCUUCAUCCUGGUGAAGAGAAAACCGCCCAUUGACAAGACAGAAUGGGAUGGCUUCUUUGAUGAGAACGGUCAGUUGGCCAAGUCACGAGACUUCAUUUGUGUUAACAUCCUGGAAAGGGGUCUGCACCCUUUCGUGAGGACAGAAGCCUGGAAGUUCCUCACGGGCUACUACUCAUGGCAGAGUUCCCAGGAUGAGCGGCUCACAGUGGACAGUACAAGGAGGAAAAAUUAUGAAGCUUUAUGCCAGAUGUAUGAGAAGAUUCAGCCCCUUCUGGAAAACCUGCACCGGAACUUCACAGAGACUCGGAAUAACAUUGCAUACGACAUCCAGAAACUCUAUGACAAAGAUCCCCUGGGAAAUGUCAUUAUUGACAAGAAGAAGCUGGAGAAGAUCCUGCUCCUCAGCUAUGUGUGCAACACCCAGGCAGAGUACCAGCAGGGCUUCCAUGAGAUGGUGAUGCUCUUCCAGCUGAUGGUGGAACAUGACCAUGAGAUCUUCUGGCUCUUCCAAUUCUUCCUGCAGAAAACGGAGCACAGCUGUGUCAUCAACAUUGGGGUUGGCAAGAAUUUAGACAUGCUCAACAACCUGAUCAGCUUCCUAGACCCUGUGUUUGCUAAGCACCUAAAAGGAAAGGGUGCGGGGGCUGUGCAGUCCCUCUUCCCCUGGUUCUGCCUCUGCUUCCAGCGCGCUUUCAAGUCCUUUGAUGAUGUUUGGAGGCUCUGGGAGGUUCUGCUGACAGGGAAGCCCUGCAGAAAUUUCCAGGUGCUGGUGGCCUACAGCCUGCUGCAGAUGGUGCGUGAGCAGGUCCUGAAGGAGAGCAUGGCUGGCGAUGACAUCCUCCUGGCCUGCAACAACCUGGUCGACCUUGAUGCCGACGAGCUGAUCUCUGCUGCCUGCUUGGUUUAUGCGGAGCUCAUCCAGAAGGAUGUUCCAAAGCCAUUAAAGGAUUUCUUACUCUGA
Messenger RNA from Pipistrellus nathusii (Nathusius's pipistrelle), 1011 nucleotides. NCBI's taxonomy places the organism in Eukaryota, Metazoa, Chordata, Mammalia, Chiroptera, Vespertilionidae. The record is from the annotation of a GenBank genome assembly.